AUGUCAACAACAACGGUACCGGUCUCUGAUAAUUCUACUUCGCAAGAAGAUAAUCGAUUGGCAUAUGCUCAUGGUACAGUAAUGGCUAUAACAUGGAUGGUUUUUGCUUCGACAGGUAUUCUUUUCGCUCGUUAUGGUCGAUUGUUACGUAUUGGUAGUAAAAGAAAAGUUCUUGGUGAAUUUGUUUGGUUUCAAGCUCAUCGUUUAACUCUUUCUGUGGCUGCUUUUUCUACUCUUCUUGGCUUUUUUCUUGUAUUGGCUCAAGCAACAGGAAGUUGGGUGAGUUUAGAUGACGAUGGACCGUAUGUUGUUGCUCAUUCAAUCCUGGGCAUAAUGAUUGUUGGUUUUGCUCUAAUUCAAAUUUGGAUGGCACUAUUUCGUUGUCAUCCGAUUAGUCGUUUUCGUUUUAUUUUCAAUUGGCUUCAUCGAUCUGUAGGACUCUUAGCUUUUGUUCUUUCCAUUCCGACUAUUUUUCUUAUUAUCAGUACUUUAACUAAUUAUCAAAGUGGUUUAUACAUUGUUAUGUCAAUUUGGACAGGCUGGACUGUUUUCAUUUUCGGUCUAUUUGAAAUUUUGACAUAUCUCAAUCAGAGAAACUCUACAUCUUCAUCAGAACAUACUUAUAGAACUGACAGAGAAUAUGAACUUCGUCCAUCAAGUUCAAUUUCAAAUAACAAUACGGAUAGUGAUCAAGAAGAUCGUUUUAAUCAAAUAAAGUUAAUUCUCCUUGGCAUUUACGUGGUGAUUGCUAUUGCUCUUGUCAUUCCCUUUAUUAUCCUGAUUUGGCAACAGAAUUAA
Molecule: messenger RNA, 798 nt
Organism: Adineta ricciae
Lineage: Eukaryota; Metazoa; Rotifera; Eurotatoria; Adinetida; Adinetidae
Source: the annotation of a GenBank genome assembly